Lactuca saligna is the source of this 1170-nucleotide messenger RNA. Lineage: Eukaryota; Viridiplantae; Streptophyta; Magnoliopsida; Asterales; Asteraceae. The record is from the annotation of a GenBank genome assembly.
UCUCCGACAUCAAGAUUUCUCAACUCCUUCAUUUCCUAGUUCCCAAUUUUCGUUCAUCACCGUCUUCAAUUUCCCUCACAAUUUAGGGUUUUAAAAACUCCGAUGAAGGAUUCGAGAGCUAGGGUUUCCGAUCGACUGUAGCCGGUUGUGUAUUCCGUUGAUUCGCGCAAUUUAAGCUUUCACAAUGAGCGCAGUGAACAUUACGAACGUGACGGUGUUGGAUAAUCCGGCGUCGUUUCUCACGCCUUUCCAGUUUGAAAUCUCGUACGAGUGUGUUUCGCCUCUCAAAGAAGAUCUUGAAUGGAAACUCAUUUAUGUUGGAUCAGCUGAGGAUGAAACAUACGAUCAGCUCUUAGAAAGUGUACUCGUGGGACCCGUCAACAUUGGAAAUUACCGCUUUGUUUUUCAGGCGGACCCACCGGACCCAUCAAAGAUCCGUGAAGAAGAUAUAAUCGGAGUGACUGUGCUUUUGCUGACGUGUUCAUACGUGGGACAAGAAUUUGUGAGAGUGGGAUAUUAUGUGAAUAAUGAUUAUGAUGAUGAAAAGCUAAGAGAGGAGCCUCCACAAAAGGUGAUGAUUGAUAAGGUUCAAAGAAAUAUAUUGACCGAUAAGCCGAGGGUUACGAAGUUUCCGAUCAAUUUUCACCCUGAGAAUGAAAACACUGAGAGCGGUGAGCAAGUGGAGCCGCCAGAGGGAGGUGAAAGUAGCCAACAACCACCACCGCCUGGUGAAAGUGGUGGUGAUGGUGAAGAUAAGUCGGAACCCUAGUUGUUCGAUGGUUGUUAAGAUGGAAAUGGUAGUGUGUUUUGGUUUUUAGGGUUUGUUGCUUAGUGUAAAACUAUGGUUAAGAUGAAAAAGGUGUUUGUGAAACUUGAAUCUUUUCAUGUUGAUCAAAUGUAGGAAAUUUAAAAGUUAGGUUGUGGUUGUUACACUGGACCAGGUUACACUGAACAGGACUAAACUAGACUGAAUAUUAUUGGAUUCGAUAAGACUGAACUGAACUAGACUGAAUAUUAUUGGAUUUGAUAAUUCUGUAAGUCAUUUUUUUUAUGACGGGGAUGAUAGAAGGUUUUUAUGGAAUUUGCACGCGACUAGACAUUGAGAGUUGGUUUUUGUCUCAUUUUGCUCUAUUAUUCAUAAGGUGUUGAACAAAUUAAUGAAAUUUUGCC